Molecule: messenger RNA, 5638 nt
Organism: Brassica rapa (field mustard)
Lineage: Eukaryota; Viridiplantae; Streptophyta; Magnoliopsida; Brassicales; Brassicaceae
Product: copper transporter 3-like
Biological process (GO): copper ion transmembrane transport
Cellular component (GO): plasma membrane
Molecular function (GO): copper ion transmembrane transporter activity
Source: RefSeq, a predicted model, not a curated record
UUGACAUUUUCCUAAGAUUGAGAGAGUAUAUUUAGUUCUCGGACUCUAAAUAUUGUAUCAUAAUAUUUGACCAUUUUGGAUUUCUAGUAUCUGCUAAAUCAGUUCUAUGAUUCAGAUAAUAUAGCUUACAUGCAAACCAUCCUCAAAAAUUAAUUAUUUAAUAAUUUAAUUAUAAAAUAGCCUAAACUAUUCAUUAUUUGUCAUUUGUCACAUGUUUUUCAGCUAUAAUCUAUAGUAAUAGUUUUGUCCCUUGAGAAACCGUUUUUCCAGUUCUCUAGUUUGUUAAUUGGUGAUAGACUCACUGAAAGUCCCCGCAAAAGAUGCACUGGCUAAACUCAUCGAGGCAAUCAGGCGGAUGUUGAAUUAUUAAGGAUCAAGUAUCUACCCAUGUUCAUGGCCAGUUUCUAUACAAAAUAUCUAAGCUAAUAAAUUAACAAAUGUUUUUAAAACGUUGUCAAAAAAAAAAAAAACAAAUGUUUUAAAAACAUGAGAUUUUUUAUACAAAAAUCUCUUGGAAACAAAUGUCAACUUUUGGAUGGUCAGUUAUAUUUUCUAAAUGAAUUUCAAAAAUAUAUUUAAACAAUAUAAUAUUUUAUUGUCAAAAUAUUUAAGUAUUUACACGAUUAUAAAUAUAUUAGGUGGAUUCCAACGCAAUGCAACAAUUUUUUUUAUUUUUAUAUGUAUAACAAAUAUGUAUAUAUGUAAAACUAUAUUUUUGAAUAUAGUUUGUUAAAUACCCUUUGUUAUAUCUUUUUUUGGUUAAUAUAUUAAUUAAAUCGAAUUGAUAUACUUAUUCUUGUAUAUUAAUUGUCAAAAGUACAACACGUAUUGUAUCGUGUCUAACUAAAAAAUAUAACAAUUUGAAAAUAAGAAUCACUGAUUAAAGAAAUUAAUUUUAAUAAUAUUAACUAGUCAUAAAAGUUUGAAUUUUGAUUUUUAUAAAAUUAUUAUUUUGUAUCUGUUAGUAUAUAUUUCAAGUAAUACUUAAAAUAUAUAACUUUCCCUAAAUUAUUUCUUUUUAGAACUUAAAUAUUAAUCAUGAUAAAAUAUGUAAACAAGUUAAAUAUUAUUUUAUUUUAGAAAUCUUGUAAAAUUUAAUUUUAUGAAGUAUGAUUAUGUAUGCAACUAAAUUAAGAUAUUAUUUUAUUAUAAAAUUGUACAUGACGCAUAAAAUAAAAGUCGUAUCAUAUUUUUUAUUAAACCAUUUCAUCGUUUUUUUCUUUUAUAACAAUACAAUUAUAAUGUAUUUAAUGUGAUGAUGACACAUGCAUACAUAAGUUUUAGAAAUCAUUUCCCAAAUAAUACUUAGGCAAUUUUAACGUUGUUUCGAAUAUUACCAUUCUCAAGACUAUCAGAUUAUUUUUAAAAUAUGACUAAGCCGAACAGAGAUAUUUUGUUAGUUACAUAUAGGUAUACCAUACAACUAAUAGUUUAUAAUCUCAAAGAAACGAAUUUAUACCAUGGUGUAUAGAUACCAUGAAAAAGGUUUCAAUAUCAUAUUUUAUUUAAAAAUUCCACACACUUUUAAUAAAGUGAACAAAUAUAACGGGAAAGUUCAGUAAAAAAUAAAAAAAAAAAUACUCCUAUAUAUAUUUACAACGGGAAAGCUAGAAACAAGACGAAAUGCCUCAAGUCUGAAAGAUAUAAUCAAAGAUUCUAGAUUUCCCCAUAUCUUAGCGUUUUACUUCUUCAAAAGUUGUCUCAAGACUUGAAAAAAAAGAAGUAUAUGCUCAACUUUUUUUUUGUCAGCAGAAUAUGCUCAACUAAAUAUGCUUUUGUUUAACUUUAUCUCAACUAAGUCUCUUUAAGGAUUGUGCACAAAAAAAAAUCUCUUUAACGUUAAUCUAUACUCGAAUAUAACAAAAAAAUCGCAUUGUUGUUGUAAAAAUGUACAUUGUACUAUACACCAAUCUCCAACCAAAAAAACAAAACCCUUAUAAUUACCCCACAUGCACACAUACAAUAAGUAAACCCUCACAUCUCAAGUUAAGAAUAUCUCUAAAUAAUAUGAACGGCACGAGUGGAUCUUCUACGGCGGCUCCCGCACCUUCACCGUCGGCCUUAUUCCAACAUCGCCGCCGUCAUCACGGUGGCAUGAUGCACAUGACGUUCUUUUGGGGGAAAAACACAGAGGUUCUAUUCGACGGCUGGCCAGGGACUAGCCUGAAAAUGUAUUGGGUCUGCGUUGCCACCGUUUUCGUCUUUUCCGCAUUGUCGGAGUGGUUGUCUCGAUGCGGGAUCAUGAAAGCCGGUCCGGCUAGCUUAGGCGGCGGGCUAGCCCAGACAGUGAUUUACACUGUGAGGGCUGGUUUGUCUUAUCUGAUCAUGUUGGCUGUGAUGUCCUUCAAUGGAGGAGUCUUCUUGGCUGCAAUGGCCGGGUUUGGAGUAGGGUUUUUGAUUUUUGGAAGUAGGUCUUUUAAGGACACUGGCAUUAAUAACAAUCACACCGAGGUUCAAUCACAUUGUUGAUUCUUAUUUGUUUUCAUAUCAACUAUGCUGUUUGUGGGCUUUAUCAUUUUACAAUGAAAAUAAAAUCUUUCAAGAUUUUUAGAUUUAGUUUAUGAACUUAAAUUUUGCUAUAUUCUCUUCUUUUUUUCUUUCUUGUUUUGGUCUAAAGUAUAAUGUUUUACCGGGUUAAUUUAAUAAAUUACGAAACAAACGCUGAUCCAAUUCCUAUUAUUUCCGUAUUUAUUUACGAUUUAUUUUUACAAUUUUUUUGGGUCAGCUAAUGUAUUUCCAAGAGUGAGUUAGUUUUUUUGUAGUUUUGUAAAAGACGAGUGAUUUAUUUAGCACUUUUGUUUCACCUACCAAUGAUAACUUUUGGUUAUUCUAGAGUUUUGUUGUGAUUUUUAUGUAUGAUUGACGCCGCAUCUUUGACAAGUAUGACGACAAGAAGAACAUGAGGAUGGAAUGAAUGACCCUAUUCAUAUUUACUUUUUAUCAGUUCUUUAUUUUCUAUUCAUUUUGGCAGAGUUUUAUGACCACUUAAAAAUCAAUUCUAAGUUUACGAGUUGUUAUGACAUGUAAAUAAACAGAAUUUUCCGUGAUGAUCAAAACCAGCAUAAGAGCCAUCUAAAGAUUGGAAAUUCAUCAACGAAAGAUGACUUGAAAAGAUAAUUAACAUCUAAACAUCUGAAUUCAUGAACGCUAAUGGUUGUUUUUAACAACUGGGUGAGUUUUGUUUUUUUACUUUUCAAAUCCCUUAAUCAUUAUUACCAUUUUGUUUAUUUACUGGAUCUUGCAUCAACCAUUUGUAUUUUAAAUAUUAUGAUGAAAUUAAACCAUCGAUUUGGUUAAUUUAAUUUCAACAAUGAUAUUUGUUAAAGAAUUCCAUAAGGUAAAUAAUAUCAAGUCAAGUAAAACAAUGAAAAUCAAAAUAAGAAGAACUGUUAGUAUUAUAGGAACGUUUUGUUUCUUUUUAACCUUACUUAGUUUUUCUUAAUUUUAUUGUGAUUUUUUUUUGGUUAAUGUGUUUAAUUUUAAAAAAUAAUGUAUUUAUUUGCUAUAAAUUUCUAACAUAUACGAUUUUGUAAAAAUGUGUAUGCUUUAUGUAUAUUUAUACCAUUCACUUUUUGUAUUAAUAUUUUAUAUUGGUAAAUAUUUGUGCUCCUGCAUAGCAGGGGCCAUAAUACUAAUAUCUAUAUUACUAAUAAGUUAUUUUUUAUUGGUUGCACACAUUCUCAAUUUUACUGUUUGCUUCUUUGGGUUGUUGGCACAUACCAUACAAUCUGUUCGUAUGUCCAUAAUAUGUUCCAUGCCGUUUCCAAAUCCGUUGCAUAUACACUACGUUGAGAUGCUAAUAAAAACCCCUUGUGUGGUGUCAGGUGUGGUCGUUGUCACUGAUGAUUUCGUGGAGACUCUGGAUACGCUUCCUCAGUUGAACAACGAGUUGCGUGUAGGUCACUUUAACAUGAAGGCUAGUAAAGCAAAGGGACUUGCUCAUUUAUUGAAUUAGUCGGACCAAACCUGGAUCACCGAUAUGAAGAAGAAAAUAACACAAGAUAUGGUUAUAAUGACCAAGAGGAACAAGUAUGUUAGGGUCUGUUUGUUUCUCCAUCUCGAUGAGUCAUUUGGAUGAAAAUGAGAGUUUUGUUUGUUUAGGUACUAAAAGUGCAACUCAUUCAGAUGGAUCAUCCGGAUGAUUUUUGGAAAUUUAGGUUUAAUUAUAAAGUUCAUUCAGCUGAACCAAUUUGGAUCAUUUGAAUGAAGAUGAUUCAUUCAAAAUGGUAUAGUGUCUAUUAUGCCCAUAAUAUUGUAAUUCACAAAUUACAAAUAAAAAAAUAAUAUCAUUUUUGUCACAUACGAAAACUGACAAAACUACAAAAACAUGUUUUCCCGCGAAAAACUAAAAACUAUUUUUUUCACGCUAAAACCCCAAAAACGCAAUUUUCCGUCAAAAUUGCAAAAACGUGUUUUUCCGCUAAAACCAAAAAACGUGUUUUCAUGCCAAAAUCACAAAAACAUGUUUUCACGCUAACACCCCAAAACACAUUUUUCCGCCAAAACACAAAAACACAUUUUCCCGCCAAAAUUGUAAAAAAGUAUUUUUCUGCCAAAAAAACAAAAAAAAACGUGUUUUCCCGCUAAAACCGAAAAUCUCGUUUUCCCGCCAAAACUGAAAAAUCUCGUUUUCCCGCCAAAACCGAAAAAUCUCAUUUUCCGCAAAAACCGCAAAAAUGCAAAAACACGAUUUCCCGAGAAAAACAUGUUUCCCUUCCAAAACUGCAAAACACGUUUUCCCGCUAAAACGUGUUUUCCCGCCAAAACCGCAAAAAUGCGUUUUUCCGUCAAAACCGCAAAAACGUGUUUUCCCGCCAAAACUGCAAAAACGCGUUUUCCCGCCAAAACAGCAAAAACACAUUUUUCCGCCAAAAGCGUGUUUUCCCGCCAAAACCGCAAAACACGUUUUUUCCGCCAAAACAGUAAAACACAUUUUCCCGCCAAAAACGUGUUUACCCGCCAAAACUGAAAAAAGCGUUUUCUUGCCAAUAACGAAAAAUCUCGUUUUCUCGCCAAAACCGAAAAAUUUCGUUUUAACGUGUUUCCCUCCAAAACCGCAAAAAACGUGUUUUUCCGCCAAAAACGUCUUUUUCCGCCAAAACUGCAAAAACGUGUUUUCUCGCCAAAAACCGAAAAAAUUCGUUUAACGUGUUUCCUUCCAAAACCGCAAAAACGCGUUUUUCCGCUUAAAAUGUAUUUUUCCUCCAAAACUACAAAAACAUGUUUUCUCGCCAAAACCAAAAAAAAUUGUAUUUUCCCGCCAAAACCAAAAAAUCUCGUUUUCCCGCCAGAACCGAAAAAUCUUGUUUUUCCGCCAAAACCGAAAAAUGUGUUUUCUCGCUAAAACCGAUAAAUCUUUUUUUUUCUGCCCAAACCGCAAAAAAAUCGUUAAUUUUAAAAUAAUUCUAAUGUAAAUAUAUUCAACUAAAUUAUUAAAUGUAAUAUAGUUAAAUUUAAUAUCAAACAUAUGAUUAAACCAACACAAGGGUAUUUUGGUAAUUUGUUUACUAAACUUAUUUGAAUGGAAAUGAAAAUAAAGAAACAAACAUAAGAUCCAUUUAGAUAAUUCAUCUAGAUGAGCCAUGUGGAUAGACAAACAAACAAUCACAAAAAAUGUGAAUGAAUCAUCUGAAUAGAU